Molecule: messenger RNA, 942 nt
Organism: Thamnophis elegans (Western terrestrial garter snake)
Lineage: Eukaryota; Metazoa; Chordata; Lepidosauria; Squamata; Natricidae
Product: olfactory receptor 6N2-like
Exons: 1
Coding region: 1-942 (313 amino acids)
Biological process (GO): G protein-coupled receptor signaling pathway
Cellular component (GO): membrane
Molecular function (GO): olfactory receptor activity; G protein-coupled receptor activity
Source: RefSeq, a predicted model, not a curated record
AUGGAAGGCUACAACCACACCAAAGUUGUUGAAUUCAUCAUUGUGGGAUUCCCACAUCUUCAGCACCUCCAAAGUCUCUUUUUCGUUUUGCUCCUCAUCGUCUACUUCUUCACUAUCUUUGGCAAUCUGUUGGUUUUCACGAUCAUCCAUACAGAUUGCCGGCUCCGUACUCCCAUGUACUUUUUCAUCAGCAUCCUUUCCUUCUUGGAGAUUUGGUACACAGCAACCACCAUUCCUAAGAUGCUGGCUAACCUGGUUAGUGAAAGGAAAAGCAUAUCCUUCACGGGGUGCCUCCUUCAAACCUACUUUUUCCACUCCCUUGGAGCCACCGAAUGCUACUUGCUCACCGCCAUGGCCUAUGACAGGUAUCUCGCCAUUUGUAAGCCCCUGAGAUACCCUUCAGUGAUGACAACCAAGACGUGCACGCAGAUGGCCGCCAGCUGCUGGGUCUGUGGCUUCAUGUGCCCCAUCACGGAAGUCAUCCUGGUCUCCAAGUUGCCCUUUUGUGGCCCCAACCAGAUCAAACAUAUCUUCUGUGACUUCCCGCCACUGCUCAGCUUGGCCUGUACGGACACCUCAAUCAACGUGCUGGUUGACUUUGCGGUCAACGCUUUCAUCAUUCUGGUGACUUUCUCGUUCAUCAUGGUCUCCUAUGCCAAGAUCAUCCAAACGGUCUUGAAGAUCCAGACCGCUGAGAGCCGCGAGAAGGCUUUCUCAACCUGUGCCUCACACCUGACAGUAGUCCUCCUUUUUUUUGGAAGCAUCAUUUUCAUGUACGUGAGACUGAAGACGAGCUACUCCUUAGAGUACGACAGAGCCUUUGCGGUGAUCUACGCCGUCCUGACUCCAUUAGUCAAUCCUAUAAUUUAUAGCCUUCGAAACAAAGAAAUCCUAAGGGCAAUAAAGAGGAGAAUUCACCUGAAGAGCCUCCUCAGACCUUGA